Messenger RNA from Klebsormidium nitens, 1285 nucleotides. Lineage: Eukaryota; Viridiplantae; Streptophyta; Klebsormidiophyceae; Klebsormidiales; Klebsormidiaceae. The record is from the annotation of a GenBank genome assembly.
GGGGGGUGCUCGCGGCGGGCCCAGCCGUGUGAGCCCCCCUGUCUCAAGGCAAGGCCAGGACCAGCAGGCGGAGUGUGCAGGAGCUGUGGUGGCACCAGGUGGCGCACGGCCUGGGGGCGCGCUCAGCAGCGCAGGGGCUGGAAAUGGCCAGGGUCCCGUUAAAGGGUUGGAGCAGGACGGCUGGACGGUGGGGGGGCAGCUGGGGAAGACAGACCGUGCGCAGGUGGCAGCGGUGGUUGAGAAAAAUCGGGAUGUGUUUGCGUUUGGGUUGGGGGAGAUCGGACAGUUUAAGCUCUUUGAGGUUGAGCUCAAGCUCAAAUCCGAGCAGCCCAUCUUCGAGCGCACGCGGAGGCACAGCAUCAGGGAGUGGGAGCUCGUGGAUGAGAGAUGUCGGGAGCUGGAAGAGGCGGGAAUAAUCGAGGAGUGUGACAGUGGUUUCGCGGCUAACUCGGUGAUGGCGGCCAAAAAGGACCCUGAGGGGAACUGGAAGCUAGCGCGGUUCUGCACGGACCUGCGCGCCAUCAACGAGCAGACAGCUCAGGAUGGAUAUCCAAUGCCCUUGCCUGAGGAGGUGUUGGAGGGGCUUGGGCACGCGAAGUUCUACUCCACGAUUGACAUCCGGGGGGCCUUUCACCAGCUGGUGGUCAAGAAGGAGGACCGAAGGAAGUUGGCCUUCUGGUCAAGCUCCAAGCUUUAUUGCUGGAAGCGCUGUCCCUUUGGGGCGAGGAAUGCCAGCGCGUGGUUCCAGAGGGCCAUCGACCGCACGCUGCGGGGGCUGGAGUCGUUUGCUCGGAGCUUCGUGGACGACUUGCUGGUGGCUGGGGGGGAGACGGUCGAGGCGCACAUGGAGCUGGUGCAGCAGGUGUUCGACAGGCUGCGGGAGGGAGGGCUUAAGUGCCAUCCGGAGAAGUGCCGCUUUGCUGCGGAUUCGGUGGAGUAUCUGGGGAUGUGGCUGCGGCCGGGCGUGGUGUCCCCACAGGUGGCCAAGGUCGCGGCAAUUGCAGCUCUCCCAAGGCCCACGGAUGUGACGUCUGUGAGAGCCUUUUCGGGGGUAGUCAACUACUACCGUCAGUUCAUCCCCGAGUGCAGCCGGCUGCAGGCGCCCCUCAAUGCGCUCACUAAGAAGGGCGCGUCCUGGGAGUGGGGGGAGGCGCAGGAAGAGGCCUUCCAGGCGCUCAAGCUGGCCCUGCAGGGAGACCCGGUGUUAGUCCUCCCAAGGCGGGGGAGGCCGUUCCGCGUCCGCUGUGACUGGAGCAAGAAGGGCAUUGGGGGCGUGCUGCUGUAG